Macroventuria anomochaeta is the source of this 1053-nucleotide messenger RNA. RefSeq names its product Ribokinase-like protein. Gene Ontology annotation, cellular component: nucleus; cytosol. The record is from RefSeq and is a predicted model, not a curated record. Bases 1 to 1053 code for a protein of 350 amino acids. Gene Ontology annotation, biological process: purine ribonucleoside salvage. Gene Ontology annotation, molecular function: adenosine kinase activity. NCBI's taxonomy places the organism in Eukaryota, Fungi, Ascomycota, Dothideomycetes, Pleosporales, Didymellaceae. The transcript is spliced from 4 exons.
AUGUCUGCCAAGGGAAACUACGAAUUGCUCUGCCUCGAGAAUCCUCUCCUGGACAUCCAGGGUGUCGGUGAUGAGAAGCUUCUUGAGAAGUACGGUCUCAAAGCCAACGACGCCAUCCUCGCCGACCCUGAGAAGCACAUGGGUCUCUACGAGGACCUGAUCCAGAACUACAAGGCCGUCCUCAUCGCCGGUGGCGCUGCGCAGAACACCGCCCGUGGUGCCCAGUACAUCCUGCCCUCCGAGUCCGUUCUCUACAUUGGCUGCGUCGGCAAGGACAAGUAUGGCGAGACCCUCGAGAACAUCUGCAAGGAGGCUGGUGUCAAGACCGAGUACCUCUACGACGAGAAGACCCCCACUGGUCGCUGUGGUGUCGUCAUCACUGGCCACAACCGCUCGCUCUGCACAGAUCUUGCUGCGGCCAACAACUACAAGCUUGAACACUUGAAGCAAGACCACAUCUGGAAGCAGGUCGAAAACGCUAAGGUCUACUACGUUGGUGGCUUCCACUUGACUGUCUGCGUGCCUGCCAUCAAGGCCCUGGCUGAGGAGGCUGCUUCCAAGGACAAGCCCUUCAUCCUCAACUUGUCGGCUCCCUUCAUUGCACAGUUCUUCAAGGACCCUCUCGACGAGGUCCUUCCUUACGUCGACAUCCUCAUCGGUAACGAGACCGAGGCCGCUGCCUUCGCUGAGUCGCACAACAUCGAUACCAAGGACGUCAAGAAGAUCGCCGAGGCCAUUGCCAACGGCCCCAAGAAAAACACACAGAGGCCCAGGACUGUCGUUUUCACACAGGGCACCGACCCCACAAUCGCUGUCACCGCACAGGAGGGCGGCAAGGCCGACGUCAAGGAGGUCCCUGUCCAUGCCAUCGGCGAGGAGAAGAUCAACGACACCAACGGUGCUGGUGACGCUUUCGCCGGUGGUUUCGUCGCCGGUAUCGUCCAGGGCAAGCCCCUCGAGAAGGCCAUCGACAUGGGCCAGUGGCUCGCGAAGCUCUCGAUCCAGGAGCUCGGUCCCUCGUUCCCCCAGCCCAAGCAGACAUACUCCAGCUAA